Molecule: messenger RNA, 2073 nt
Organism: Rotaria sp. Silwood1
Lineage: Eukaryota; Metazoa; Rotifera; Eurotatoria; Philodinida; Philodinidae
Source: the annotation of a GenBank genome assembly
AUGUCAAACGAUCAUUUCGAUGAUGUAUUCAGGAUUUUCAUAGAUAUUUUAGAUCAAAACGAUAAGUUCCGUAUAUUUCAUUGCGAUAUACUUGUAUGUAUUGCGCUAACAUUAGAAGUUAAGGAAGUUUCUGAACUGAAAGCAUUGGAAAUCAAUAUUUUCAAUGAUGAUGAAAUCAUUCGUUAUUGGUCGUUUCGAGGUUUAAGAGCAGCUUAUGAUAGAGGUUUUAGAUCUUCAGCAUUUCUACAGUGGUGCGAUCAUAUUAUUGAUAAACUUGAAGACAAUACGGAUGUUGAAGUUGACUUUGAUUUAGAUUUAUUCGAGACCGUUGCGGCGUUAAAAUACAUUGAUUUUGAUAAAAUUUAUGGUAAACCACAAAAUCUAUGGAAUAGAGAGCUUUUAAUCUGUGAUUUAAUUGAACGAUUUCACAUAAGUGAAGCAGAACGUUUUCAAUUCUAUGAAGUUUGGCUUGAUAUCGAAGAACAUAGCAAAGGUCAAAGUGAUAUAUUAUUAAAACUUUUACAUCGUUUUCUAGUAAAUAAUAAUAAUGUGCUCUUUACGGAAUGUUAUGAAACAGCAUACCUGACAGUUAUUAUUCAUCAAUGUUUAUUAAAUAGAGCUGGAGUCAGUGGUGAGUAUACUGAAACUCUAGCAUCGAAUAUGAUGUCAAACUUUGGCUUUGAUCUAAGUCAAAAAUUUCUGAGUGGUUUACAAAGUAUCAGUAAUUUAUCAGAAUUCGAAAAUAUUUUGAAUUUUUCUAAAACAUAUCAUAUAAAAUCAUCGGAUAUUUAUGUGAAGAAUGCGACUGUUCCUAUACUAAAACGAUCAUUAGAAAUCAAAUUGUUGGGUAAUCAAAUAGAAAAAGCUGAUCGACUGAAAUUAGGUGUUUGUCUGGAUGAUUUGUUAGAUAAGAAUUGGGCUUUCGAACAAUUAAAUCAUUUUUUCAGUAUUGUGAAAGAAUCAAAUAGUCGAGAAAAAGCACAAUAUUUUUUAUCUGUUCUCGAGAUUAUUUCACAUUAUAAAAUUCCUCCGAAAGAAGAAAACUAUGAAAAAAUAUCAAUAAUUCUAAAGAAUUCAUCUGAAGAUUGGCAAAAAGAGAUCAAUAAAAUUGCAAUUGAAACAAACUUCUCUGAUAAAGGUCAAGUUAAAAUGUCAAGAGAGUUAGUACAAGAGUUGCAAAGUAAAAAUUCACAAAAUGAAAAUUUGAAAACUUUCGAUGAAGAAAAACUAUUAGAUUUAAUAGAAAAAAUCAAAAGUUCAAACUUAUUAUCGUUAUUAUUCAAGAAUAUUAUAGAAAAAGACUCAAAUCCGAAGCAUCGAAUUCCUUCUAUUUCUAUCUCACAAUGGACAAAAGAUCAUAUUCAUCUAUGGGCAAAUAUAGUCAAAGCUUAUGCUACACUUUGUAUCGAUUCCGAAGAUUUCAUUAUAGAAGCUCUAGCAGUAAUCAAACAAGCAAACUUCAUGGAUACUGGAUUUCAUCUUACGGAUGCACAAAUUCUAAGCUGUUUAAUUGUUUUGAAUGCUAACAAGAACCAAGGUAGAUUACUACAAGUAGGAACUGGCGAAGGUAAAUCAACUAUCAUCAGUGUUUUAGCAAUAGUUUACGCCUUACUAGGAAGCACCGUGGAUAUCAUAACGAGUUCACCUGUACUAGCAGAAAGAGAUGCAAAAGAAAAAGAAAACUUCUACAAUAUGUUUGGUCUUCAAUGUAGUCAUAAUAAUGAGAAAGCAGUGUAUCUAUCGGGUCCUAAGGUGUGUUACAGAAAACAGAUUGUUUAUGGUGAAGCAGCACAACUUCAAUUCGAUACACUGAGAACAGAAUAUGCUGAAUUGAAUACAUUAGCCGAUAGAAAAUGUGAUGUUGCUAUCGUCGAUGAAGUCGAUAGUAUGCUUAUUGAUGAUAGUUCGAAAAUAGCACGAUUAGCAUCGUCUAUGUCAGGUAUGGAUCAAUUACAGAUAAUCUAUUAUCUAUUAUGGCAUCAACUUGUUUCUUUGCAAGAGAAAAUAAUUCGUUUAGAUAAUAAAAUGUAUUUAUUUUAUGGAAAAAUUAAGUUCGAAGAAAAAGCUUGUUAG